Molecule: messenger RNA, 5343 nt
Organism: Mytilus trossulus (common blue mussel)
Lineage: Eukaryota; Metazoa; Mollusca; Bivalvia; Mytilida; Mytilidae
Exons: 2
Coding region: 16-5271 (1751 amino acids)
Source: RefSeq, a predicted model, not a curated record
AACAGAGGAAGCAACAUGAGGAUUGGGAUUAUUUCGUCAUGUUCGAUAGCAAGCUUGUUAUUGUUUACAGCUUGGAUCGAUAUAGCAGAAUCUCUAUUCAAUAAUGCUUUAAAUGUGCCAAAACCACAAUACAUUGAACGAAAAAUCCGAAUACCAUUGCGUGGAUAUAGAAUAAACAACAGCAGAAAAACUAAUAUAGUCAGUGCUAAUAUAGCUAAUAUUGACUCUACCAUAGGAUCACAAACUAACUCACAGUUUAAUCCGUCCGUUGGUAAAUCUCUUCCUACUUACAGGAAGGUAUCUUAUCCUAGCAAUAAUAUUCUACAGCUUCUUAGAGAGGCACAAAAGAAUGGUAAUACAAUAAGAUCAAAAGGAGGCCGAUAUCUAGUUCCAAUUCUUCAAUCAAAAUUACAUUCUACUGUUCAACAACAUACUAAUAUUUUCGGACUACCUAAAGAGUUACAAAGUUUACAACAAUUGCCGAUAAUUCAUAUACGUGAAAUCAACGCUCCGUCUAUAAUUAGAUCAAAGGUGCCGAAAAUUCACCAUACUGUUGUAUUAGCAAAAAAUGCAAAUGUCCUGUCUCAUAUAGGAAAACAGCAUAAUGGUCCAGCAUACACUCAAAAUUCUCAAGGAGUUAAGCCGAUUGGGCAAGGCAAUCGACCAGCAAGUGGUGGAAACAAACCAGGUAACCAAGGUAGUAACCCUGUGCAAGGAGCUCAAAAUAAACCGGCACAAGGAUCACCCAAAAGCUUGCAGAAUUUUGUGAAAGAUGUUAUGGUUAACAGUGGCAAUACAUUACAAGUUAACAAAGAUACAGGCAACACAAAAGUUAAUAGUACAAUACAUAAAACAGAUGUUAAAAAUAAUAUUAACAACAUUCAUAUUACGAACUAUUACUCUGGCGCAGGUAAUGCAACUUCGCAAGGUGGUGCUAAACCUUUAGGCCGAAGAAGACAACCAAAUGCGCAAGGACAUCUACCUCAAAGUCAGCAGCCUGGAGGUGGACACGGACAUGGACAACAGCCUGGUGGCGGACACGGACAUGGGCAACAGCCUGGUGGCGGACACGGACAUGGGCAACAACCAGGUGGUGGACACGGACAUGGACAACAGCCUGGUGGCGGACACGGACAUGGACAACAACCUGGUGGUGGACAGGGACAAGGGCAGCAACCUGGUGGUGGACAUGGACAAUAUCCUGGUGGAGGUCAUGGCCAACAACCUGGUGGUGGACAUGGGCAGCAGCCUGGUGCUGGACACGGACAACAACCCGGUCAGCGUAACCCCCAAACUACAGCGUCUCCCGGAACCCAAAUUCAUCUAAAUGUAGUGAAUAACAUGCCGGUGAGCAAUGCAGUAUCGAAUAAAAAUCAUCGAGCAGAGUUUAGUCCGUCUAGUGUUGGUAUGAACCCCAAAUUUGCCACUGGUUUCCAUGGUACAAAUAAUGGUCACAAAAACAAUGCUUCUCAGAAUCCUGGACCUAUAACACUUGGAGCAGGGAGCAACAGUCAAGGACCUAAACCAGGAAUGAGACAGCCAGGUGGUAAUCCGGCAUAUCCAGGAGGUGCACUGCCUCUUGGACGAAGCCGACCAGGACAAGGAGGUGCACUUCCAAUGGGAAGAAACCGACCAGGACAGGGAGGUGCACUGCCAAUGGGACGAAACCGACCAGGACAGGGAGGAAACCCAGGAAUGGGAUAUCAGCCUGGUGGUAACCCAAUGUAUCCAGGAGGUGCUCUGCCUAGUGGAAGAAAUCGACCAGGAAUGGGUGGUUCUCCCUUUUUGGGAGGUACUCUACCUGGUAGUAUGAACCCACCAGGCCUUGCUUCUAGGUAUCCGGGAAGUCCACUUCCGAACAGAAGAAAUCGUGGACCUCAACAAGGUAACCAGCCUAGAAGCAUGCCAUAUCCAUUUAACGGACAAAUGUUUAGAAAUACACCAUCACAAACAAAUGCUGCACCAGGGCCUGGUCCUCAAGGGAACCCUAUGGGAGGUCAACCAGGAAUGCCUGGAGGUGGACAUGGACAGCAGCCAGGAGGAGGACAUGGACAACAACCUGGAGGUGGACAUGGACAGCAACCUGGUGGCGGACAUGGACAGCAGCCUGGAGGAGGACAUGGGCAACAACCUGGUGGUGGACAUGGUCAGCAACCUGGUGGCGGACAUGGACAGCAGCCUGGAGGAGGACAUGGGCAACAACCUGGUGGUGGGCAUGGUCAGCAACCUGGUGGUGGACAUGGACAACAGCCCAGUGGAGGACAUGGACAACAACCUGGAGGACAUGGACAACAACCUGGAGGACAUGGACAACAGCCUGGAGGAGGACAUGGACAACAACCUGGAGGUGGACAUGGACAGCAGCCUGGAGGAGGACAUGGGCAACAACCAGGUGGUGGACAUGGACAGCAGCCUGGAGGUGGACACGGACAGCAACCUGGAGGAGGACAUGGGCAACAACCUGGUGGUGGACAUGGUCAACAGCCUAGAGGUGGUCAUGGACAGCAACCUGGAGGAGGACAUGGGCAACAACCUGGUGGUGGACAUGGACAACAGCCUGGAGGUGGACAAGGACAGCAACCUGGUGGUGGACACGGACCACAACCUGGCGGUGGACACGGACAACAGCCUGGUGGUGGACACGGACAACAACCUGGACAGGGACCAUCUUAUCGUCCUGCUAACCAAGGACAGCAACCACAAGGUAAUCCUCCACCACCAGCAGUUACUAUUCAUAUCCAUAACAGCGGUAAUCAACCAGGAGGACAACAAAGACAACCCGGGGGUGGACCUGGGCAGCAACCUGGUGGUGGACAGGGUCAACAACCAGGUGGAAAUCCAGCAUAUCAAGGAGGUGCAUUGCCUAUUGGAAGAAACCGACCAGGACAGGGAGGUCAACAACCUGGUGGCGGACAAGGACAACAUCCUGGUGGUGGACACGGACCUCAACCUGGUGGUGGACACGGACAACAACCUGGUGGUGGACACGGUCAACAACCUGGUGGCGGACACGGACAACAACCGGGUGCUGGACAUGGUCAACAACCUGGUGGUGGACACGGUCAGCAACCUGGUGGUGGACAUGGACAACAACCUGGCGGUGGACGCGGACCACAACCUGGUGGUGGACACGGACAACCUGGCGGUGGACACGGACCACAACGUGGCGGUGGACACGGUCAACAGCCUGGUGGUGGACACGGACAACAACCUGGCGGUGGACAUAGUCAGCAACCAGGCGGUGGACACGGACAACAACCUGGUGGUGGACACGGACAACAACUUGGUGGUGGUCAUGGACAACAGCCUGGUGGUGGACACGGACAACAACCUGGUGGUGGUCAUGGACAACAGCCUGGUGGAGGACAUGGACAACAACCCGGUGGUGGACACGGACAGCAACCUGGUGGCGGACAUGGACAGCAUCCUGGUGGCGGACAUGGGCAACAACCUAGUUUCAAUCCGGCAUAUCCAGGGCAGGGUGGUGCAAUGCCUGGUGGUGGACAGGGAGGUACAAUGCCUGGUGGUGGACAUGGACAACCUGGUGUUGGACAUGGGCAACCUGGUGGUGGACAUAGACAACCUGGUGGUGGACCUGGACAACAGCCCGGUGGAGGACAAGGACAGCAGCCCGGAGGGGGACAUGGACCACAACCUGGUGGUGGACACGGGCAACAGCCUGGUGGAAAUCCGGUAUAUCCAGGAGGUGCACUCCCUAUGGGAAGAAACAUACCAGGACAGGGAGGUGCAAUGCCUGGUGGUGGACAAGGACAACAACCUGGAGGCGGACCAGGGCAACAACCUGGUGGUGGUCCUGGACAACAGCCUGGUGGAGCUCAACCAAAACCCCCAAAUGGAAACGUACUUAUACAUUUAACUAUUAAUUCUGUUGGAAGUGGCCCAAAACCCGGUGGUCCGGGAGCUGCCCCAGGAGGCCAAGGAGCUGUUUUACCAGGAAGUAGAACAAGACAACCUGGUGGUCAUGGCGCUGCAUUACCAGGAGGUCAAAUGGGACACGGACCAGGUAUGGGAGGACAAGGACAUGGUGGUCAACAACCAGGUAUGGGAGGUCAAGGACAUGGUGGUCAACAACCAGGCGCAGGAGGGCAUGGGCACGGUGGUCAACAACCAGGUAUGGGAGGUCAAGGACUUGGUGGUCAACAACCAGGUGCGGGAGGACAUGGACACGGUGGUCAUCAACCAGGAAUGGGAGGUCAAGGACAUGGUGGUCAACAACCAGGUAUGGGAGGUCAAGGACAUGGUGGUCAACAACCAGGUAUGGGAGGUCCAGGACACGGUGGUCAACAACCAGGUGCUGGAGGACAUGGACAUGUUGGUCAACAACCAGGUAUUGGAGGUCAAGGACAUGGUGGUCAACAACCAGGUAUGGGAGGUCAAGGACAUGGUGGUCAACAACCAGGAAUGGGAGGUCAAGGACAUGGUGGUCAACAACCAGGAAUUGGAGGUCAAGGACACGGUGGUCAACAACCAGGUGCUGGAGGACCAGGACAUGGUGGUCAACAACCAGGUAUGGGAGGUCAAGGACAUGGUGGUCAACAACCAGGAAUUGGAGGUCAAGGACACGGUGGUCAACAACCAGGUGCUGGAGGACCGGGACAUGGUGGUCAACAACCAGGUAUGGGAGGUCAAGGUCAUGGUGGUCAACAACCAGGAAUGGGAGGUCAAGGACAUGGUGGUCAACAACCAGGUAUGGGAGGUCAUGGACACGGUGGUCAACAUCCUGGUAUGGGAGGUCAAGGUCAUGGAGGUCCUCAACCAGGUAUGGGAGGUCAAGGACAUGGUGGUCAACAGCCGGGUGUCGGAGGCCAAGGACAUGGAGGUCAACAACCUGGUAUGGCCGGUCAAGGACACGCUGGUCAACAACCAGGUUUAGGAGGUCAAGGUGGUCAACAACCUGGGCGUGGAGGCCAAGGACACGGAGCAGGUCAACCUGGACAGCAGGGUCCCGGUGGUCAUGGAACACCCACAGGACUUGGUUCAUUCCUUUCACAAGGAAACAUGUCUCCUGGACAAGGAUUUCAGUUAUUGGGCGUGUCCAAUCCAAACACUCAGGGAAUACCGCCACCUCCUCCAAAUGCACCUACCAACACUCAACAAUUGUUGAAUAAUUUAAAAAUAUCUCAUCGACAAUUAUUAGAUUUAAUGCAACGUAAUCCUGGUGGCCCAAGCCAACAUGGUAUGGGAAAUGCAGCACAACAAACACCUGGUCAUAUGGUGAAGUGGAACCCUCCAACAGGCGGUCGUAUAUAAGCCAUCAUCAUUUGUGUAAGGAGUUGUCAUGAACUGGUCAAGUAUAUGACGGAAUAAAGAAUAUAAAGUUAA